Molecule: messenger RNA, 597 nt
Organism: Drepanopeziza brunnea f. sp. 'multigermtubi' MB_m1
Lineage: Eukaryota; Fungi; Ascomycota; Leotiomycetes; Helotiales; Drepanopezizaceae
Source: RefSeq, a predicted model, not a curated record
AUGCUAUUGAGUAAAAAGCACGCUGCUAUUUAUUACAAUACCGAAAGCGAAGGCGAGACCGUCUACUGCUACCUCACGGAAGAGCAAUUGAAGACUAUCUACAAGCGUUUUGGCUAUCCUUUAGCAGGUCGAUUUGCUGCUGUUCUCAAGAAGGCCGAGCACGAAUUCAAACGAGAUUUGCUUUACAACAUCCAAAACGUCGGGCUAGUAGAACGCUACCACGUCCUUGUACGACGCGCCUUUAAGAUCGUCACAAAGGAGCUUCCAAAAGCCUCAAGGGAGGACCGGCUUCAAAUGGCUAUUAAAGCUAUCAACGAUACAGCUAGACCUAAUAGCUUGGUUCUUACACUCUUCGUUUUUAACACCUUACUAAGGCUGACGGAACAAGAUCGACCUGCCGCUAUCCCGACUGUGCCCGACGAAGAAGAGGACGAUUCUUACGUUCUAUUCACUAAGGACUCCGAGGUGUUGAUUAUCGACAAGGAACGCCGAGACUAUAAGCUCUUAGCCAAGCUACGAGCCGAAAGAAUCAUCAAGAGCCCCGGAGCACUAUUUCAAGAGUCUAAAGCAAAAGAAUUAGCUGGAUUGAUAGCCUAA